This is a messenger RNA of Tupaia belangeri chinensis (Chinese tree shrew), 1955 nucleotides long. RefSeq names its product KICSTOR subunit 2 (gene KICS2). Gene Ontology annotation, biological process: protein localization to lysosome; negative regulation of TORC1 signaling; cellular response to amino acid starvation. The record is from RefSeq and is a predicted model, not a curated record. The transcript is spliced from 3 exons. The coding region runs from base 566 to 1903 and encodes 445 amino acids. Gene Ontology annotation, cellular component: KICSTOR complex. Lineage: Eukaryota; Metazoa; Chordata; Mammalia; Scandentia; Tupaiidae.
AGAUGACUAGAAUGGGAUAGAGGUGAGAGUUAGUGAUGGUGUGUGCCGGUUGGAAAUGAGACAAUUUGUUAGGCUUCUAGCCUAUAAACCAUUAGUUGAGGUUGGUUGAAAGCUGUACGGACCAACCAGAAUCCUUGCAAGAGUGAGCACAAUUCCAGGCAUGGGGCACUCCAGUCCAGGUCAGAUGUUCUCCUGACGUCACACGAACGUGACGUCACCAGCACCUACGCAGACUCCCAGGGAGGGGCCUCGCAGCUCACCUCUGAACGCAGUCAGCUCUAUGGAGCAGCGAAUUGGCCGCUUCCCGUCGUACCCUGAGGGUUCGAAUAGUCUUAGCCGCAGGAUCGAAAGCGCCGAAGGAGCUCAGGAGCCGCUGCCAGCCUCCGCCCUUGGCCUUCACCCGCAUCUUCUCUGAGGCCCAGAGCGGUCCCGGCGGCUGCGCGCUCACGAGCUCGCCGCUUGAGGCGGUCACGCGCACGCACGCUUGUGCGCACGCUCGUCCCCUCAGAACCCGGAAGUGCGAGGGAGAGGAGAGCCACGUGGGUCGAGCUGGAGCGCAGCUCGCAUGGGGGAGUCUAUCCCGCUGGCAGCCCCGGUCCCGGUGGAACAGGCGGUGCUGGAGACGUUCUUUUCUCACCUGGGUAUCUUCUCAUACGACAAGGCCAAGGACAAUGUGGAGAAGGAACGCGAGGCCAACAAGAGCGCUGGGGGCAGCUGGCUGUCGCUGCUGGCGGCCUUGGCGCACCUGGCCGCGGCCGAGAAGGUCUAUCACAGCCUCACCUAUCUGGGGCAGAAACUAGGUACCUCCGCCCCGCCCCCCAGGAAGGAUUCCAUCCGCACCAUCUAUACUUCCCUGCAUAAUGAGCUGAAGAAGGUGGUAACUGGCCGCGGCGCCCUGGGUGGGACUGUACCUCACGUGGAAGAACUCCUUUCCCACCUCUGCGAGCAGCUCUGCUUCUUUGUUCAGGCUCGGAUGGAGAUUGCAGACUUCUAUGAGAAGAUGUAUACCCUCAGCACUCAGAAGUUCAUCAAUGCUGAAGAGCUCGUUGGCCUUUUGGAUGCCAUCCUCAAGAAAUACAGCUCCAAGUUUCACCACCCAAUCCUCAGUCCUUUGGAAAGCAGUUUCCAGCUGGAAGUCGAUGUCCUGAGUCACCUGCUGAGGGCCCAGGCCCAGGUCUCGGAGUGGAAGUUCCUUCCGUCCCUGGUUAACUUACACAGUGCUCACACAAAGCUGCAGACUUGGGGCCAGAUCUUUGAAAAGCAGCGGGAGACCAAGAAACAUCUGUUUGGAGGGCAAUCUCAGAAGGCUGUUCAGCCCCCACACCUUUUCCUUUGGCUGAUGAAACUCAAAAACAUGCUCCUUGCCAAGUUUAGCUUUUACUUUCAUGAAGCACUGAGCCGACAGACAACUGCUUCAGAAAUGAAAACGUUGACUGCAAAAGCUAACCCGGAUCUUUUUGGGAAGAUUUCCAGCUUCAUCAGGAAAUACGAUGCUGCCAAUGUGUCCUUAAUAUUUGACAACCGAGGUUCCGAGAGCUUUCAGGGUCAUGGCUAUCACCAUCCUCAUUCAUACAGAGAGGCCCCUAAGGGCGUGGACCAGUAUCCAGCUGUGGUGUCUCUGCCCAGUGACAGGCCAGUUAUGCACUGGCCCAAUGUCAUCAUGAUUAUGACGGACCGAACAUCUGACCUGAACAGCUUGGAGAAAGUGGUCCACUUCUAUGAUGACAAAGUUCAGAGCACCUACUUCCUAACCCGCCCAGAACCUCACUUUACCAUUGUGGUCAUUUUUGAGUCAAAGAAGUCAGAGAGAGACUCCCACUUUAUUUCCUUCCUCAAUGAGCUCUCACUGGCCCUUAAAAACCCCAAAGUUUUUGCAAGUCUGAAACCUGGUUCCAAAGGUUAGCAGGGAAUUUGUAUGAAAGAUUUUCAAGACUGCAAAUUGUGUUUUAAUUGCU